ACAGCACAUACAAAACAAAGACAAUUUCGUAGAACACUUAAACAUGUCAUCGAUUUCGGAUUGCAGAGGCAAGACAACAUGGCCGGAGUUGCUGGGAGCUGUAGGGAGGGAGGCGGCAGACACAAUUGAGAGGGAAAACUCAAAUGUGAAUGCGGUGAUAGUGCUGGAUUCGCCGGAGACUGUUGUGACGGCUGAUUUCCGCUGCGAUAGGGUUCGUGUUUGGGUUGACACCAACGGAAUCGUCACCCGAGUUCCCAUUAUUACUUAAGCAUCGAUAGCAUACGUUAAAUAAAUAAGAAAGAGAUGAUAAUCUCUUAACAUGUAUUCUGAUAAGUAAAUAAUGUGAUUUGUCUAUGUUUCGUACUAAUAUAAAAGAGAGACUGUAAUCUCUUUACUUGGCUUAUUAGUUAUUACUAAGCAUGAGAUUAAAUAAGAAAUCAACUUGUAUUAAAUUUGUCACUCUAAAAUUUUUAUCCAUCCAACUUUGUUUCUGUUAAUUUGCUUCUUUUUUUCCUAAAAAAAAAAUACUAAUAAUAACAUAAUGGUUAA
This is a messenger RNA of Linum trigynum, 549 nucleotides long. The record is from the annotation of a GenBank genome assembly. NCBI's taxonomy places the organism in Eukaryota, Viridiplantae, Streptophyta, Magnoliopsida, Malpighiales, Linaceae.